AUGAUUGUAGAAAUUCUUGUAUAUAGUGUUCUUGUUCGUACUUCUAUUCAGUGUCUCACAUCCGGAGUUUGUGGAGGGGGUGGCUACUGUUCCUCAACUCCAGCAGUGCCUUGCCAUGCUUCAUCUUGUCAGCCAGGCUAUAGCUGUGGACAGUACGGUUGUUCAAGGAAUCGGGCCAGAAGUGCCCUUACUAAGAAAGUAGAUGGAAUCUUCAUCAGUGAUGAGUCAGAGGAAUCCACGCUGCAGCCAGAAAGGAAUGACGUCGAGGAAGGCUUUGCUGAGGAAAGAAAUAUCUACGGAAUGAGUCGUGGAAUGGGAAAGGCAAAGUUGAAGGUUCACACUCCCAGUCCGCCUCGGAAGGACAUUGAUAACGCCACUCUGCAGAAACUCGCGAAUCCGAACUACAUUUUCCGUGAGUGUUGCGAGCAACGAGGACUGCCGGAUGCGUGUCUUGACAAGUGUCACUUCAACACCUACACACGAGAUGCGCUGCAAUCGAUGUAUUUCAAAACUGAUGGAUGCCCUAUCGAAGCUACCGCUGACAUGCACUUCUGCGCCGCUCAAGGACGGGACCAUACUGAGGUUCAUUGCGUUUAUUGA
This is a messenger RNA of Cooperia oncophora, 600 nucleotides long. The record is from the annotation of a GenBank genome assembly. NCBI's taxonomy places the organism in Eukaryota, Metazoa, Nematoda, Chromadorea, Rhabditida, Trichostrongylidae.